GCGCGAGGUGGAGAUGAAGAGGGAAGCGGCCAAGCCCACACAGGACAAGGCUGCAAAGCCAAGUCAACAGGGCGGAAGUGACCGUGAGCAAGAGCUUGCUGCAACAAAGAUCCAGAGCCAAAUCCGUGGGAAGCAAGCAAGGCGGGAAGUGGAGAAGAAGAAACAAGAAGCAGUGGAUCGUGAGCAAGAGUUAGCAGCCACCAAAAUCCAAAGCCGGAUUCGCGGCAAGCAAGCAAGGCGCGAGGUGGAGAUGAAGAGGGAAGCGGCCAAGCCCACACAGGACAAGGCUGCAAAGCCAAGUCAACAGGGCGGAAGUGACCGUGAGCAAGAGCUGGCAGCAACAAAAAUCCAGAGCCAAAUCCGUGGGAAGCAAGCAAG
Messenger RNA from Symbiodinium pilosum, 378 nucleotides. NCBI's taxonomy places the organism in Eukaryota, Dinophyceae, Suessiales, Symbiodiniaceae. The record is from the annotation of a GenBank genome assembly.